AUGUUCUUAGUUCUUAUACUAAAAAUUAUUUACAGAGUUCUACCACAUUAUUGUAAUUCAACAAUUAGUUCUACAGCAAAAAAAUCAAAACAACAAAAAUAUGAUAAUAAUAAAUUAUCUCGUCCACUAUCAAGUAAAAAGAAAUCCAUAAAUGGAAACUUAAAUUAUGAAUGUGCAUAUAACGAUGACGAUUUCGGUUUUGGAUUAGCAGAAAAUAGCAAUCGAAGAUACUAUUCUCCUGAAACCCGCCACUCCCACCUUGCGGAAAACACACCUAAGAUAUUAUGCAGUCAGCAACAUUCAUUACAAUUAGAACAUCCCAAAGAUACGAAAAAAAAAAAAGAUAAGUUUUUACAAAAUACAAUGGAUGAAUCAUCAUAUCAACGAUUUCUUGAAGAAAUGACAAACGAAGUAGUUAGACUUGACUUGUCAACAGAUAAAGCAUUGAAAAAUGUUUUUCGUAAACAUAUAAAACACAAUAUUGGAAAGCUUGAUGAGAAAAAAAUGAUGGCAGAAGUGAUGAAGGUACAAGCAUUAUUAGAUUUACCAUUGGACAACGAUGAUCGAUAUUCUGGAAUUGAUGACAUGCCAACACUUUCAACAAAUAAUGCAACUAUUCCACAUGACUUACCAGCAUUAAAAUCUAUAAAAUAAUUUUUGAAUGAUCUAGAUCCAUAAAAUAAUGUGUACAGUUAUUUUUUUUUUUUUUUUUGC
Molecule: messenger RNA, 714 nt
Organism: Diuraphis noxia (Russian wheat aphid)
Lineage: Eukaryota; Metazoa; Arthropoda; Insecta; Hemiptera; Aphididae
Source: RefSeq, a predicted model, not a curated record